AUGUAUCUUGAACUAGAUCAACCUGAAAUAAUACCACCAUAUAACCGUACGCACGGCCAUAAUGGUAAACUCAGCACAGCACUCCUCGUAGUCAUCAUUACCCUACUGUCAAUAUUUGGUAUAAUUUCCAUCUCAGUGCUAAUUUUUUACUUUGUUCAUCGAUCAAAUAGAGCCACUGAAGAUGAUUUGAGAAGAGAAGAAGAGAAUCAAGCAUACCUUGAAUUAAAUAGUGAUGAACAAGAAUUGUUUUUCCAGUCGAGGGAGUUUCUUGAAAUGAACCCCUAUUAUAUUGGUGAUUUAACUUUGAGUCAAAACUUGUCUAUUCAAGAAAAGGGCAUAAAUGCAUUUGAAUUUGUUAAAGAUCAAAUGUUGACUAAUAAUGAUUUAUUGAUUGUUAACAAGACGGAGUUGAAUUUUUUCAAGAAUUUUGAAUGUUCUUGUCAAACGAAUUUACCAAUACCAAUGAAGAAUGAAGUGUAUUAUUAUGAAGCCAAAAUAUAUUCGUUACCGGAAACCAGCUCCACUGAUGGAGAUAUAAAUGAUACGUUAAUAUCUAUAGGUCUUGGAAUUAAGCCAUACCCUUGGUUUAGACUACCGGGUCGUCAUCCUCAUUCAGUAAGUUAUGAUUCAGAUGGAUAUAGAAGACACAAUCAACCAUUCCAUUUCACAUCAGAACCCCCAUUCCCUAAAUUGUCAAAAGGUGAUGUAAUUGGAGUCGGUUAUAGAACUCGAUCAGGUACAAUUUUUUUCACUCGAAAUGGUAAGAAAGUAAGUGAAUCAAAAUUAGGUGGUCAUAUUAAAAAUUUCAAACUCCCACGUAAUGGGCAAUUAUUCCCCAUUAUUGGUGCCAACAACAUCUGUUCAAUUCAUGUCAAUUUAGGACAACGUGGGUUUGUAUUUAUUGAAGCAAAUGUGAAAAAUUGGCGAUAUGCACCUUUAGAAGGAACGGGACCAGCACCACCAGCUUAUAAUAAAUUCAAUGCUGAUAUAUUAUUGGAAAGAUCGGAAAUUGAUGAAGAGGAAGAUGAUCGAUCAAAUGAUUUCCCACCUGAUUUUUGGGCCACUGUUAAUAAGAAUAAACGUGAAGGUAGUAAAGGUCGCAUAGAGGGGGAAGUGUACGAUGAUGAUGAUGAUGAUGAUGGACAUUUUACUUAUGAUGCUUAUUCAGAAGUUGAUUCUGAUGAUGAACAAAUAACGUUAAAUAGUUUACCCCCUCCGUAUGUACAUGGUGAAGAGGAAUAA
Molecule: messenger RNA, 1242 nt
Organism: Lodderomyces orthopsilosis Co 90-125
Lineage: Eukaryota; Fungi; Ascomycota; Pichiomycetes; Serinales; Debaryomycetaceae
Exons: 1
Coding region: 1-1242 (413 amino acids)
Molecular function (GO): protein binding
Source: RefSeq, a predicted model, not a curated record